Molecule: messenger RNA, 1803 nt
Organism: Pochonia chlamydosporia 170
Lineage: Eukaryota; Fungi; Ascomycota; Sordariomycetes; Hypocreales; Clavicipitaceae
Product: guanine nucleotide exchange factor-like protein
Exons: 2
Coding region: 1-1803 (600 amino acids)
Biological process (GO): protein secretion
Cellular component (GO): endoplasmic reticulum membrane
Molecular function (GO): protein binding; guanyl-nucleotide exchange factor activity; GTPase activator activity
Source: RefSeq, a predicted model, not a curated record
AUGGCUCCCCCCUUCCCCCGCGCCGACACCGAGGUCGACUACCCGAUUUACUCGGUCGACUUUGACCCCGAGGAUGCGAAUAGAUUAGUUGUCGGUGGAGGAGGAGGUGCUGGACGCUCAGGCGUUGGCAACAAGAUUACAGUACUAGACACCUCUCACCAAGAUGAAAUCCGAAUAGCAGGCGAAGUCGAACUAUCCCGCGACGAAGACAGCGUCAUGUCCAUCGCCGUGGGCCCCCACAAAGGCAAAACCACGCACCUCUACGCAGGCAUCAACUCCUCCGCCGCCGACAUCGCCAAAGGCACGAACCAGCACCUGCGCUGCUUCUCCGUCGACCCGUCCAAGGCGAGACCCCUCGCCUCCACAGCCGGCAGCAGCCCGUCCGCAAAGCGGAGAGCGUUUCCCGAGGCCCGAAUCGCAGAGGUUUCCCGCACGGCGCUGUUUGCGAAUCCCGACGCCGACACGUACCAGCGCUUGUUGCGCGUGUCGGGGGCUAUUGGCGCGGCGGCUUCUGCCCUCGGCAAGGAGCCCCAGAUAGCUGUGUUCGAGACGAGUGCGCCGAAGCCGAAAGCCCGGGGCGUGCUGGAGCUGGCGAAGGAGGCGGAGGCGCUGGAUAUCAUUCAGACGGGGGAGAAUGAGUAUCAGUUGGCGUAUGUUGAUCGGUAUGAGCUGUACGUUGUUAAUAUUGGGGCCAAGACGAGUAGUGAGCCGGAGAUGGUGUUUUCAAUGCCGGACGAUCAUGGCGAGAGGCCGCAGUUUCGGUCUAUUCGGUACUUGACGCCAGAGUUCAUCCUUGCGGUGUCGAAUCUGCCCAAGAAGAACACUGGUGCGCUUAUCCAGGGCUUGCGGUUGCCGUCGCCAGGCCACGAGAAGGCUAGAUUGGCUGCGACGGCUAAGAUUCCUCGCAAAAUUUGCGCAACGUCUUUAGCCGUAACGAACUUGUCGUCACCGGCGUCGCCUGCUACGCCUGUAGGCAAUACGCAGUUCGUGGUGGCUGUUGCUGGGAAUGAUUCGUCGAUAUCGCUCUACACACUGGAACACCAGGUCUCACCGGCGUUGAACCUCCUGCUCAACUUGUAUCCCUUCCACACGCUCAAAGAAGUCCACGGCCAGGACAACAUCUCCGGCCUCGCAUUCUCCAGAUUCAUCACACCAAAGACGCACAUCCGCCCACAACACGUCAAACUCGCAAGCACAUCACUACAAAAGACCAUCACCGUGCACAGCAUCCCGCUCAAGAAAUUCAUCGACACCCAAGCCCCCCGAAACAAGAAGGGACCCCCCCGACCAACUCGCUACAUCGUGGCCAUGCAGCCCCGCGGCCCGUCCGCCCGCCCCCUCAUCGCCAUCCUCACCGUCAUUGUGCUCAUUCUCGCUAUUGUAGCCCAGUCCGUCAAGGAGCUCUACGGCGGCGGACAGCCCAUCAUCUUUGCACAGCCAUUCAUGCCCUCGUGGCACGGACGGCUGCUCCUCCACCGGGCCGACCAGCCGUCCCACUUUGAGAAUACCCUCAUCUCAAGCUUGACUGGGGAUAGGGUCCUACGCACGGGGGAGAAGCUCGUUCUUCUGGAUGCUGAUCCUGUUAUUGAAGGGGACGCCAGCAAACUGCAGGUUGAUGUGCAUGAUUCUGAUGCCCAUGGCGAGGCGCGCACGUGGGACCAACUCCAUGGGGAUGAGCAGCGGGCUUGGAAGGAGAGGCUUCGCGAGGCGGGGGCCUGGACGCAGAAUAUGGGGGAGAGUGUGUUUAAGGGAGUGUUUUUUGGGGAGUUGGCCGGUGUGGUGGGCAGGGCGGUGGCCGGCUAG